Messenger RNA from Osmia bicornis bicornis, 871 nucleotides. RefSeq names its product histone H1-like. NCBI's taxonomy places the organism in Eukaryota, Metazoa, Arthropoda, Insecta, Hymenoptera, Megachilidae. Gene Ontology annotation, molecular function: structural constituent of chromatin; double-stranded DNA binding; nucleosomal DNA binding. The coding region runs from base 99 to 821 and encodes 240 amino acids. The record is from RefSeq and is a predicted model, not a curated record. The transcript has a single exon. Gene Ontology annotation, biological process: chromosome condensation; negative regulation of DNA recombination; nucleosome assembly. Gene Ontology annotation, cellular component: nucleosome; nucleus.
UUGCAUCAUAUAAUAAAGACGUAUUGGCGCGUCGGUACAGAGUACCGACAUUACAUUCCCAGUGUAACGGUUUCAACGGUUUUUCAUUUUGGAUAAAGAUGUCUUCAAGAGUCGCAAUGGAGGAAAAAAUUAGUGGGAAUACUUCUAUAGAGAAUACAGAUAGCAAUACUAGUCCAGCGAAAAAGACGUCAAAAACAAAUUCUGUGAAAUCACAACGAUCAAAAGUUUGGCAUCCACCGACUUCAGAAAUGGUAAAGGCCGCCAUUAAGGAGUUGAAAGAUCGUAAGGGAUCGUCUCUUCAAGCUAUCAAAAAGUAUAUCGCAUCAACGUACAAAGUUGAUGGAGAAAAGUUCGCACCUUACAUCAAGAAAUAUUUGAAGUCUGCUGUUACUUCUGGCGCUGUUAUUCAGACGAAAGGUAAAGGUGCUUCUGGAUCGUUCAAGUUGUCUGUAAGCAAGGGCUCAGAAUCUAAGACGACAGUUGAAAAACCAGUGAAAGUAGCCGAACAGAAAAAGAAAGCAAAGAAAUCUGUAGAGAAGAAGACAACGCCGAUACGAAAACAACCCGUCGCGGUCGUGGCGUCAAAGAAAACUAACCCCGUAAAGAAGACUGAAACCGCCAAGAAAUCGGCAGCAACUGCUAAGAAGGCUCUUGUUAAAGCUGAAAAGGUUGAGAAAACCGAAAAAGUCAAACCUGUAGCUGAGAGCAAGACCAAGUCUAAGAGUAAGAAGACGACUAAGGCACCCGCAGCAAAAACGAAAACGCCGAGGCCAAAGAAAGCUGUUACUUCCAAAGCAGCUAAAUCUGCAGCCAAGAAAUAAUUAAAACAUUUUCGUAAAUACACUUAUUAAACCAAAUGGCCCUUUUCAGG